CUGAAUCCGAGAACAUGUUUUUCUAUUUUGUGCUGUCACUGCUCAUCGGACUCUUCGGAGGAUCGCUGUUGUUAUACGCAUUCCGACAACUAAGUAAAACGAAGUACGUACAUCAAUAUCCGUUAAAGUUCAUCCUACGAGACGAAGGACGGAUCCGAUUAUCUGGAGACGGAGAAGAGGAUCUAGAAAGUAGCUGGGGCACCUUCGGCGGGGAGUCUGGCGAAGGCGGGAGUCGUGGUCCAUAUUACGGCUAUUACUACCAUGACCAUGAUCAAGAUCAAGAGGAGGACGGAGUUGAUGACGGUAUCACAGAUGGAGCAGUGUCUGUGGAGAGAUACAGGGAUGAUAUAGAGUUGGAGGAGGAGGACGCGGAGGGGCAUAGAAUUGUGAGGAGGAGUAGUGUGCCAGCUGCGUUAGGAAGGGCUGGGGAUGAAGAGGAGGAUGUGUUCUUAAGAAAGUCUGAUGACGAAGGGGCACACUAACCUUAACGUGAAUGGUGUUCUGCGGGACGUUGAUUGGGGUUCGGUGUAUGUCUGAUAUGUUAUCCUCAUAUUUUUGGAAGUAUAGACGGUUUGGGGUACGGAUCAAGAAUAAUACCACCUUCACGGAUCUGCC
Molecule: messenger RNA, 615 nt
Organism: Saitoella complicata NRRL Y-17804
Lineage: Eukaryota; Fungi; Ascomycota; Saitoellomycetes; Saitoellales; Saitoellaceae
Exons: 1
Coding region: 15-482 (155 amino acids)
Source: RefSeq, a predicted model, not a curated record